UACCAGCUGACAAGCAAGGGAAUUACCAGCAUGCAUUGGAACACCUGUGUUUUAGUCAAUGGUGGUGUUGAUAAUUAUUUUUUCUGUUACUCUGGUUUCGAAAUCUAUUUUUGUUAUGUAUUUGGAAAUAUUUUUCAAAAUAUUUUUAUUCUUUUUAGAUUAAUUAUCAGAAUAGAUUUACAGGACUAUUCAUAAAAAAGUAAAAAAAAAUAAUUCAAUUUCGUUGGUUUUUUUCUAAAAAAGAAAAUAUUUUUUGGACACUUCAUAUUCAAUCCUAACCAGUGGACUGUGUCCUGUCUCUGUCGUCUAAAAUCUUGAAACUGGGGUUUUCUUGUUCAAAAGUUUCAGUCUUUUAGUGGCUUAUCAGUAACUGUAGAAACUCUAGAGAGAGAGAGAGAGAUGGAAAGUGGCAAGAAGGCAGAAGCAGGCCCAUCAUCAACAACAAGAGGUGGUUUUGAUGAGAAACUAGAAAGGAAAAGGGAAACCAGUGAAAUCCCACCUGCUGUAGCUGCUGCUAUCGAUGAUGAGGAGGAGGAGGAUGGUGAUGCUGUUGAUAAUGGAGUUCCUGUUGCUGGAUUUGUUCCUGGGCCUUUGCUAUCUCUCAAGGAACAGAUUGAGAAAGACAAGGAAGAUGAUAGCUUGAGGAGGUGGAAGGAGAAGCUACUUGGCUGCGUUGAAAGUGAUUUGAAUGGCCAACUGGAACCUGAAGUCAAAUUCCACUCGAUAGGAAUUAUAUCCGAUGACAUUGGGGAAAUAAACACUCCCUUGCCCGUUGAUGAAAGUCAGAGUGGUCAUCCCCUUUUCACUCUCAGGGAAGGAUCUCGAUACCAGCUUAAGCUAACAUUCAGUGUUCUGCACAAUAUUGUUUCUGGCCUUGCAUACUCAAAUACAGUGUGGAAGGGGGGGAUACCAGUUGAUCAAAGCAAAGGAAUGCUGGGUACUUUCGCUCCCCAGCGGGAACCAUAUUUCCAUACUUUGGAGGAGGACACAACUCCAUCUGGUGUGCUGGCAAGGGGAACUUAUUCUGCAAAGCUUAAGUUCGAAGACGAUGACAGAAGAUGCCAUAUGGAGCUCAAAUAUUCCUUUGAGAUUAAGAAGAGAAGCUAGCCAAAUUUUGCUGCGAGGAGUUUCCUCAUGUUUUCAUGUGUUUCUUUGUUCCAUUUCUUUUUGGUCUUAUUAAGUACACAGAUGUUUUUCGAACCUGUUGAAUUUACUAUAGCAUUUAGGUGCAAGGAAAUAUAGUUUUCGUUUUUUUCUUAAAUAA
Populus euphratica (Euphrates poplar) is the source of this 1264-nucleotide messenger RNA. Its product is annotated as rho GDP-dissociation inhibitor 1-like. Gene Ontology annotation, cellular component: cytoplasm; cytosol; membrane. Lineage: Eukaryota; Viridiplantae; Streptophyta; Magnoliopsida; Malpighiales; Salicaceae. The coding region runs from base 400 to 1107 and encodes 235 amino acids. The record is from RefSeq and is a predicted model, not a curated record. The transcript is spliced from 5 exons. Gene Ontology annotation, biological process: Rho protein signal transduction. Gene Ontology annotation, molecular function: Rho GDP-dissociation inhibitor activity; protein binding.